CCCCCUUCGACAUCUCAAGAUGACUCACGAGUCCGUUUGGUACUCCCGGCCCCGCAAGUACGGCAAGGGUUCCCGUGAAUGCCGUGUCUGCGCCCACCGCGCCGGUCUGAUCCGCAAGUACGGCAUGAACAUCUGCCGUCAGUGCUUCCGUGAGAAGUCCACCGACAUCGGUUUCACCAAGUACCGCUAAGCAAAACAAAAAC
Molecule: messenger RNA, 203 nt
Organism: Penicillium canariense
Lineage: Eukaryota; Fungi; Ascomycota; Eurotiomycetes; Eurotiales; Aspergillaceae
Product: 40S ribosomal protein uS14
Exons: 5
Coding region: 20-190 (56 amino acids)
Biological process (GO): translation
Cellular component (GO): cytosolic small ribosomal subunit; ribosome
Molecular function (GO): structural constituent of ribosome; zinc ion binding
Source: RefSeq, a predicted model, not a curated record